AUGCUGAUUAGCGAGCGAGCUAAUCACAAUGAGUAUCAGUACACCAGUAUCAGUACAUCACUAUCAGUACACCAGUAUCAGUACACCAGUAUCAGUACAUCACUAUCAGUACACCAGUAUCAGUACAUCACUAUCAGUACACCAGUAUCAGUACAUCACUAUCAGUACACCAGUAUCAGUACAUCACUAUCAGUACAUCACUAUCAGUACAUCACUAUCAGUACACCAGUAUCAGUACAUCACUAUCAGUACACCAGUAUCAGUACAUCACUAUCAGUACACCAGUAUCAGUACAUCACUAUCAGUACACCAGUAUCAGUACAUCACUAUCAGUACACCAGUAUCAGUACACCAGUAUCAGUACAUCACUAUCAGUACACCAGUAUCAGUACAUCACUAUCAGUACACCAGUAUCAGUACAUCACUAUCAGUACACCAGUAUCAGUACAUCAGUAUCAGUACAUCACUAUCAGUACAUCACUAUCAGUACACCAGUAUCAGUACAUCACUAUCAGUACACCAGUAUCAGUACAUCACUAUCAGUACACCAGUAUCAGUACAUCACUAUCAGUACACCAGUAUCAGUACAUCACUAUCAGUACACCAGUAUCAGUACACCAGUAUCAGUACAUCACUAUCAGUACACCAGUAUCAGUACAUCACUAUCAGUACACCAGUAUCAGUACAUCACUAUCAGUACACCAGUAUCAGUACAUCACUAUCAGUACACCAGUAUCAGUACACCAGUAUCAGUACAUCACUAUCAGUACACCAGUAUCAGUACAUCACUAUCAGUACACCAGUAUCAGUACAUCACUAUCAGUACACCAGUAUCAGUACAUCACUAUCAGUACACCAGUAUCAGUACACCAGUAUCAGUACAUCACCAUCAGUACAUCACAUCAGUAUCAGUACAUCACUAUCAGUACACCAGUAUCAGUACACCAGUAUCAGUACAUCACUAUCAGUACACCAGUAUCAGUACACCAGUAUCAGUACAUCUAUAUCAGUACACCAGUAUCAGUACACCAGUAUCAGUACAUCACUAUCAGUACACCAGUAUCAGUACAUCAGUAUCAGUACAUCACUAUCAGUACACCAGUAUCAGUACACCAGUAUCAGUACAUCACUAUCAGUACAUCACAUCAGUAUCAGUACACCAGUAUCAGUACAUCAGUAUCAGUACACCAGUAUCAGUACAUCAGUAUCAGUACACCAGUAUCAGUACACCAGUAUCAGUACAUCACUAUCAGUACAUCACUAUCAGUACACCAGUAUCAGUACACCAGUAUCAGUACAUCACUAUCAGUACACCAGUAUCAGUACACCAGUAUCAGUACACCAGUAUCAGUACAUCACUAUCAGUACAUCACUAUCAGUACACCAGUAUCAGUACACCACUAUCAGUACACCAGUAUCAGUACAUCACAUCAGUAUCAGUACAUCACUAUCAGUACACCAGUAUCAGUACACCAGUAUCAGUACACCAGUAUUUUAGUAGAAUGA
Messenger RNA from Silurus meridionalis, 1506 nucleotides. RefSeq names its product putative proline-rich protein 21. The coding region runs from base 1 to 1506 and encodes 501 amino acids. The transcript has a single exon. Lineage: Eukaryota; Metazoa; Chordata; Actinopteri; Siluriformes; Siluridae. The record is from RefSeq and is a predicted model, not a curated record.